This is a messenger RNA of Pseudomyrmex gracilis, 901 nucleotides long. RefSeq names its product 52 kDa repressor of the inhibitor of the protein kinase-like. The transcript is spliced from 4 exons. The record is from RefSeq and is a predicted model, not a curated record. Bases 172 to 885 code for a protein of 237 amino acids. Lineage: Eukaryota; Metazoa; Arthropoda; Insecta; Hymenoptera; Formicidae. Gene Ontology annotation, molecular function: sequence-specific DNA binding.
GUCUAAAAUAACGAAACGAAAAAAUGUACGGUAGGAGGUCAACCAAUCGCAAACAAACAAGCGAUCCGUUGUCUGUUGUACACGGGCUUAAACAACUGCAAUCAGCUGAUAUCGGACAACAAUGAACAGAAUGUCUUUUAGGAGUAACUGUACUGAAUUAAAACACAGAAAAUGGAAAUGACGACUUUAGUUGUUCCAACGUCAAACCAAACCAAGUCGAAAGUAUCAACUAACAAUAAUAUCACGACUUUAUGGUGUGUUGCAAAAAAUUGCAUGAAACGUUUUCUUGUAAAGAGACACUUCUUUCGGUUUCCAAAAGAACGUGAAAGAUGGCUAGAGUGGAUACAUGCGUGUGAAAGAUAUGAUCUUAAGCCACUGGGCCCGGAGUAUGCUUAUGACAAGUACAGACUAUGUCAUUUACAUUUUGACAAAAAGUGGUAUAAAAUGAACAAGAUUAGACCUCGUCUUCAUAAAGAUGCCAUACCUACAAUAUUUUAUGACAUAAAAAAUGAGAUUGCAUCAGAUGAGGAAAUUAUGCAUCAAACAGAGGAAGAAAGUAAAAUAGAAACAGAUACAGAAGUUGAAAACAUAACAAACAUAAAGGUUGAAGAUAACAAUUCUGAUUGUGAAAAACAUAGCACACAAGAGGAAACAAAUAGCAUAUUCAGCAGUACAUAUUCAACAACUGAACACAAUACAUGGAAGAAGAAAAAACGCAAACAAUGUGUAGAAAUAAAACAAGAAAAAGAAGUGCUACAUGAAAUGAAACGGGCAUCUAGAGAAAAUGAUUUAAAACAUGAACAGAAAAAAACCAGCUGUAACAAAACUCUACAAACACAAAAUUCUCCAUCAAUUAAGUUGUACGUCUUAAUAGGACCUCGUUAAAUGACAAUGUGUGAUA